AUGAAUAAUAAUAAACUCCUAUUUGCACCUUUUGCAAAUAAAAGAUUCAUUACGCUUAUUCCAAAUAGCAAAGUAGUUAAACCAGCAAUUGAUGAUUCUACUGGUACUGAGAAUUUAUUUAAUGUCGAAGAUUUGAAAACUACAACCUUUAAUGCCAUUGGUGAACCUUCUACAAUGGCUUCCCUUUCGGUUCCACCUCGUAUCCCUUUGUAUAUCCGUAGAGGUUGCAUUGUAUCUUUAUAUAAUAACAAGAGUUCAAAAGAUUCAAAUAUUUCGAUGACACAUGAGUGGAAAAGUAUUAUUUUCAAUUUAUUCAGUUAUUCAUCCAUUACCUCUUCGUUAUUUAUAAAGCUAACAUCAGAUAAAUCAUUUGGGUUACUAGUUGCGCCAAAUUUUACUUCAAAUAUAAUUCCAUUGUUAUCUAAAAAUAGCUACAGUACCCUAUGUACUUUAAACUUAAAUGGUUCAGCAGAUUGGAAUAUAUGGGGUAAAAACUCCAUCGUUGCAUAUGAAGGGAAUACUAGUUUGAAUAUUGUUUCAAAUCCAUUAUUCAAUUGGAGAUCUGUCUUUAAGAAGAGACCAAUCUAUUCUAGAAAAUUCCAAACUAUUGCAGGUCGUGGUAAUGUAUUAUUAAGUGGAUCAGGUUCAAUCUAUACAAUUGAACUGAAAACUAAAGAAGAUGAAAUCGUUAUAAAAUCUGAAUGUUUGCUAGGUAUUAGUGGUUCGACACAAUUAGAAAUUAAGGAUUCAAUCUCUGAACAAAAAUAUAUCAGUAACGAUAUUAUUGAUCAAAAGCCACAGCCGGUACUAAAAGAUGUGAAAUUAUCAGACUUAAAUAAAUUGACUAAGGAAGAGUAUAAAAUUUAUUUCAAAGAUCUAUAUCAUUUGACCUCCUGGUGGAUUAAAAAGACUUAUAUAAAGUGGAUUAGUGGUUCCACAAAAUUUUUAAAAGUUAAAGGUCCAAGAAAUGUUUUAAUACAAACAGGUCACAACGUCUACUUACCAAAUAUACCUACAAAGAAACAAGAAACUAAUUUAAGCGUACCAGAAGAAUCCUUACUCACUGAGAGAGAUGCACAAGUUAAGUCAGAAAUGAAAUAUACCAAUUAUGUCACUAUUUCUCGUAGUGGUGAUGUCAAAUUCCAAAGCACGCCAAAUUUUAAUGAGACCAUCAAUAAACUAAAGAAAAAUUGA
This is a messenger RNA of Vanderwaltozyma polyspora DSM 70294, 1194 nucleotides long. It is a transcript of the gene AIM24, whose product is annotated as Aim24p. The transcript has a single exon. Gene Ontology annotation, cellular component: mitochondrial inner membrane. NCBI's taxonomy places the organism in Eukaryota, Fungi, Ascomycota, Saccharomycetes, Saccharomycetales, Saccharomycetaceae. The coding region runs from base 1 to 1194 and encodes 397 amino acids. Gene Ontology annotation, biological process: inner mitochondrial membrane organization. The record is from RefSeq and is a predicted model, not a curated record.